GUCGGCCAUUGCAAGGUGGAUGAAGAAGUGCAGAAAUGUGCGACUGAGAGUGCAGGCAUUAAUAACCUGUCUGUGGCUUUGUGCUUUCAAACUGUUUAAUCGUCUUCUUGUCUAAAGUCCAUUACCCCUUUCCCCCUUCCACCACCACCCCGAAAAAAAAGGGGGAAGAAAACAGCAUGGCGACCUGCCAAAUGUAAAGUACAAACGUAAGAGGAAAAAAUAAACUGCGGUGUCUUCCAACACAUGUGACGUAGGCGUUAUGGUCGACCUCUGACCCACUUCGCUAGCUGAACUAGCCGCUCUGUACAGCCACCAUGGCAGAAAUGUGUACUCCAGGUACUUGAGAAAGGGGUACACGAUAGGGAGUGGUUCGUGGCGGGCGUAUCACAACAAUCGCAACUUUCUGUCGUCGUUUCAUCGAUUUCAUCGAUUUUCUGUGUUAUCGGACCUGAAGGCUGGAAGGUGUUGACGUUUCACUUCUGACAAACUGUGACCCGAGGACUCUCGACUUGCAAGCUGAUGGAAUGCUUGGUCACUGUGGGUAGCUAAUCACAUAUUGGGGACAUUGUCACCUGUGCUGUGUGAUCUGAUCCUUCGCCGAUCGUUGUCGGGUACCUGUGACGAAGCCCUGGACCUAACCCCACGUGGUAGCUGCACUCGUGGCAAACAUGUCUGGCCGCGACAGAAUCCCUCGCAUCAACAGCGUGCAGGACCUGUCCAUGAUCUCCGAUCUGGACACGGCUUUGGAUGUCAUGGACCAGCUCGAGAUCAACAUGGACGGCGUCAACGACCUUGACGAUGCCUUGUCCCGAAUCCGCGGCAACUUCAACAAAAGUCAAGUAAUAGAAAUGUACAUCAAGCAGGACCGGGACAUGAAGGAGGUGGUGAAUGCUGACCGCAGCAACAGGGAGCAGAUGAUCAAGAUGUUCAACGAGGCCUCCAACUACCUGAACAAGCUGCCCCCUCACUUCCGGCAGGACCUCGAGCACAUGUUCCCCACUUACCUGGAAUGGGUGAAGAAGAUAGAGAGCGAGCUACAGAAAAGUGACUGCACCAUCCUUUUCGCAGGUGAAACGGGGGCCGGAAAAAGCACCCUCAUCAACUUAGUCGUCGGCUGCCAGAUCCUGCCAACGGACAUCAUCAACGGCACCAAGACGAUCUGCGAACUGCGCCAUUCCGAGACGGAGAGAAAGGCGAUCUUUCACUACUGCGAUGGGAGAAAAUCCUCCAUGCUGGUGUGUCGCACAGAGCAGGAGGUCAGCCGCUUCCUGGCCGAGCUGACCAAUCACGUGACCAUGGUGGACCAGCAAACGGACGAAAGCCCGUAUGAGAAGAUCGAGAUUUACUGGCCGCUUCCCAUUCUGGGCUCUGGGGUCGUGAUGGUGGACAGUCCUGGGGUCGGGGACAGCAGGAAGUUGUCCAAACAACUGGAGUCCUACAUGUCACGUGCCUUUGGCUUCAUCUACGUCAUCAACUCCAGCAACGCAGGCGGCAUACACCGGGACAGACUAGGUCAGCUGCUGCGCCAGGCGGUGGAGCGCAGCGAGUUCGGAUUCGACCCUUCCACCGCGCUCUUCGUGUGCAACUGGUGGGACCAGGUGCCUCCUGCCGAGCAGGAGAAGGUUCUGGGGGUGACACUCGGCCGCCUGUCACAGGUGUGGCCAGGUGUGAGACGCUCACAGGUCUUCCCCAUCUCCUCCAUCAGGGCCCUCAAGGCGGUGGAGUCGAGACACAUUCUACCUGAAUACAAAGAACUAGUGGCCGGUAUUCGCUUGAUGCUACCUCGCACUUUAAAUUCGAAGCUGUGUACCUAUUACAGAUGGUUGUCGGGGGUGUUGAAGAGGUCGCUGUACUCGUUAAAGAUCUCCAUCAACAUUGGGCGGAAGCAGAUGGCUGACAAGGAGACGAUGAGCCAGAACGUGCGCAGCCAGAUGGAAGCUCUGGACCGUCAGUCCGAAGACAGCUUGCAUGACAUGAGGGACAACCUCCGCCGAGAGGUGGACGCCACCACCAGGAAGCUGGUGGCCUUUUUGAAGUCUGAGGAUUGCAUGGCCCAGCUGCGGUACUGGACUCCCACUGACUGCCCUCCUCCCGACACCAGAAACGUAAAGAAUGUUGUCAAGGAGGCGGCGUCGAAAUUCGCCGAACGUCUGACACUACUCGUCGACGACUGGGAGUACAACAACAACCAGGUGUCGAGAAUCAAAUCCAGCAUCAUCAAGUCCUUCCAACGCCGACUAGAACUCUUUGAGGACCAGCUAAAAAAAAUCGAAAGUGUACUGUUUGAUGGUGUCGAGGGAACUGCCGUAAUAACGGAUUUUCACAGCUCCAUGAGGCAUCAAAUGCCUGUGAAAAACGUCUGGCAGAAGGCGAGGAAGGAGAAAGUGAGCAAACCUGGGGAAUCAGGCUUCUUGAGUCUUGGCAACGCCAUCAGUGGGUGUCGAACCCUUGACCUUAAGGCCAAGCAGCUUCAGAGCAUCUUCAAACACUACAGCAGCCGCGACCCUCGGGUCAUGGCGGAAGCCUGCAUGUACUUCCUGCAGACCAUCAAGGAGGAGGACCUCGCCUACGCCAUCAAGAAGUUCUUUGAGAGAGUGGCCAAGCGGUUCGACGCUGCCAGCAAGCUGCUGCCAGAGUUCCUGAAGGCCGAUCGGAGCCUCCUUCAGACCUUGCAGGGCGAGGUGAAGGACGAGCAGCAGAUGUUGCGGGAUGUGUACCCCAACCUGGUGUCGUCAUGCCUCGCGCUGCAGGGUCAGCUGGACAUGUUCUUCGUCAGACGCCUCAUGCUCUUUGACUUCCACAUGAGUGAACUGAGGUACGACGCAAGCAAGCCCAUAGGCCGAGGGACAUUCGCAGACGUGUACACCAGCUCCAUCGCUACACAAGAAGGGAACCUAACCGUGGCCCUAAAGAUCCAACGGGAGAAGCUGACCUCAAAGAACGUCAGUGACGUCCUGCUGGAGGACAGGACUCUCAGGGACCUGAAGCACAAGCACAUCAUCCACUACUACGGGGCGGCCAAAGAACAGCACGGGGCGGACCUACGGUGGGUGAUGGUCCUGGAGGCUUGUAAACGGACCAUCAAGCAGCGCUUCAUGAACGACUCGGACGCCCGCGUGCCGGGCCGCGUGGAGAUUGCCUCCCUGCGCGUGGACGCCAUGCGGGAAGUGGCGCACUUUGCCCUGCAGAUCUGCAGCGCCCUCUCUUACCUUCAUGACCGCAACAUUGUGCAUCGGGACCUCAAGUCCGAUAACAUUCUGCUCACCGACAAGGAUGUGGUGAAGUUAACAGACGUGGGGCUCGCCAAGCAAGCCAGAGAUAUUGCUGGCACCCUUGCUGGCACACCCGUGUAUAUGGCACCCGAAAUUCUGCUUCAGCAAGGCCAAUACGACAUGCGAGCCGACAUAUACAGUCUGGCUGUCAUCUUGUGGGAGUUGUGGUAUGGCGAGGAUUCCGCCGAUCACAUCAGUACUCAUUUGUUUGGUCGCUUGGAGGACGCCAUCAAAAACGGUCUGCGCCCCUCAGUCACCAUGAGUCAAAAGCCACCGGAUGAUUGGAUAAAACUUCUACAGUCAGGAUGGGAGUAUGAAGCGGCAAGGCGGCCAAGUGUCAAAGAAGUAGCAGAAUUUUUUGAGCGAUUUCUCAGAGAUAACCCAAGCUAACAUUGUCACCCACAACCUUAGACACUGAGAAUCCCAAUCCAAGGGAGACGACCAUAUUAUUUCCCCCCCCCCACUAUCACUAGACUUGUAUCUAGCUUUGUUCCAUGCUACAAGACUUUGUUAAGAAUAACUUAGCGCACUGGGACUGGCUUCAUAACUAGCUUUCGGCUUCGUACACGACACUUCAGUCUGCUACAUAUCUAGGAAAUGGUUGUGGACAGUGUCAUCGUCGGCAUGGGUCACUCUAGCGCUUCUUGCAAGUAUUAUGCUUCUACUAUCACAAUCAAACUUGUAAUAAAUGUUUCAUGAUUACUCCUAUAUUCUCUUUUAAGUACAAAGGUCAGUGGCCACAAAUUUCAGCAGGGACGCUGAAAGUAAAUAAUAUUCAGGUGUUUACAUUUCAGUAUACUGAACACACAAAAUAUGGCCGAUUAGAAACUUGACACUGGAGUAGUUUGAACUGUGUUAUGGCAAAUAUGUGUAUACCUACUGGAAAUGUUUACAUAAAUCACGCCUGAUAAGAUAUAAUUUUGUUUAUUUGUGUGUAAUCGUCUCUAUAUUGUGAUCGUAUAAUGUUUUCAUAUUUUUCAAUCCAUAUGUGAGCCUGUUAAUGAAAUAUGUUCAACGUGAUAGUUUUUGGAAUGCACAGAAGAAGAGAUCAUUAAAGGUUAAGGGAG
This is a messenger RNA of Pomacea canaliculata, 4339 nucleotides long. RefSeq lists its product as uncharacterized. Bases 669 to 3662 code for a protein of 997 amino acids. NCBI's taxonomy places the organism in Eukaryota, Metazoa, Mollusca, Gastropoda, Architaenioglossa, Ampullariidae. Gene Ontology annotation, molecular function: protein kinase activity; ATP binding. The transcript is spliced from 16 exons. The record is from RefSeq and is a predicted model, not a curated record. Gene Ontology annotation, biological process: protein phosphorylation.